GUUACAUAAGCCGCAUAACCUCACGCUCGAGCUUCCACCUGAUUUCUAUCAGCAACUUGCUCUCUCUCUACAUCAAGAGGCCAGUCAGCUCCUGAAUAACUAAUCUACGUGGCUUUUACAUGUGUGCGUAGAGCGCUAUAUUAUACCCGCGAUAUCAACAUAAAAUAUUUUUGUGCGGCCUCUUGUCUCGUCACCCCAGGCACCUUCAACCUGAGCGAAGUACUAAAAUCAUGGCGGCCCCCCAAAGCACAUACAAGGACCGUCAAUUUCUGGCCGUCAUAGGUGAUGAAGACUCUGUCACCGGCCUUCUACUAGCAGGAAUCGGCCACGUAACAGACCCACCGGACUCACAACGAAACUUCCUCGUCGUCGACGCAAAGACAGAAACCUCCGCCAUCGAAAAAGCCUUUCACAAUUUCACAGAAGAACGCAAGGAUAUCGGCGUGUUACUAAUUAAUCAACAUAUUGCGGAACGCAUUCGAAACAGCGUUGACUCAUUCACGGACGCUUUCCCCGCCGUCCUAGAGAUACCGAGUAAAGACCACCCGUACGAUCCCGACAAGGACAGUGUUCUACGCCGGGUGAGGAGGCUAUUUGGGGAGUAAGGGGGAAAAAAAUAUACAUGCAUGUAUAUUCGCGCAGUAUUUGAUAUAAACCCAACGAUUGCGGAAAGUGGGUUGGUUGUGUGUGUAGGUGAAGAUUCGGGGGCAAGCAGCGCGGGUGGGCGGUUGAUUGCAAUGAAAGAAGAUAUCCCGUCGUUUUUCCCUUUGCCUGAAACCUGGAUUGAGGAGUUCUUUUUAAACGUAUGCGAGAUGGGGCGUUUUGGACUGCUUUGGCGUUGACAUUGCAUCACAAUGGUCGUGAUGACGAUUCUGAUCAUGAUGAUGAUACCACAUUCCGGAGGCGACUGGGAAGUUGAAUAUGAUUAGGAGGCGUUUGUAAGAUGCAUAUAUGUGUCUGUCCGCGGCAUUGGGAAAGGAGGGAGGAGGGGCCCGGGGAUUUAAGGGCCAUCCAUCAUCUUGCCUUCUUUUAACUAACUGCUAUACUAUACCCCGUAUAUUGCUUUAGUAGACUUGUAAGGAUUCGUUCCGGGCUGGGUGGGGUGGAGAUAUAGAUCUAUUUGAUUUUACGAACGCUUAUUGUCAUAUCUAAACGCGAAAUUAUGACCACCUAAUGUCACUCUCUUUCUUCAGGACUCGGGACGCGGGAGGUGCCAAUUCGUGAUCCUUCUGCCAAUCUCUGGAAAAACAAAUAUUGAUGCGGGAAAAGAUAUAUAGCUAGGUUGAUAUAUAGAGAGUAUUAUAUUAGUAUGUAAGUGGGUUGAAC
This is a messenger RNA of Blastomyces dermatitidis ER-3, 1326 nucleotides long. Its product is annotated as V-type proton ATPase subunit F. Gene Ontology annotation, molecular function: proton-transporting ATPase activity, rotational mechanism. The transcript is spliced from 5 exons. Gene Ontology annotation, biological process: proton transmembrane transport. Lineage: Eukaryota; Fungi; Ascomycota; Eurotiomycetes; Onygenales; Ajellomycetaceae. Gene Ontology annotation, cellular component: fungal-type vacuole membrane; proton-transporting V-type ATPase, V1 domain. The coding region runs from base 231 to 605 and encodes 124 amino acids. The record is from RefSeq and is a predicted model, not a curated record.